AUGGGCUUGCUGAAGGGCCUCCUCCGAGCCAGGAAGCUGUUGCUCGUCGUCUUCGUGCCUCUCCUGCUGCUGCCUCUGCCCAUGCUCCACCCCAGCAGCGAGGCUGCGUGUGCUUACGUGUUGAUCGUGACUGCUGUGUACUGGGUGUCCGAGGCGGUGCCUCUUGGAGCUGCAGCCCUGGUGCCUGCCUUCCUCUACCCGUUCUUCGGAGUCCUGCGAUCCAGCGAGGUGGCGGCCGAGUACUUCAAGAACACCACGCUGCUGCUGGUGGGUGUCAUCUGCGUGGCGGCGGCUGUGGAGAAGUGGAACCUGCACAAGCGCAUCGCUCUGCGCAUGGUCCUGAUGGCCGGAGCCAAGCCGGGCAUGCUGCUGCUCUGCUUCAUGUGCUGCACCACGCUGCUGUCCAUGUGGCUCUCCAACACGUCCACCACCGCCAUGGUCAUGCCCAUCGUGGAGGCCGUGCUGCAGGAGCUGGUCAGGGCCGAGGAGGAGCAGCUCGUGGCCGGCAGCUCCAGCGCCGAAGAGGCCGAGCCCAUCAAUCUCGAUGCAAACAACAGCCAACCUUCCCUGGAACUCAUCUUUGUCAAUGAAGACACAUCGAAUGCAGACUUCAGUUCUCUGAUGCAGAACAAGAACCUGAAUGGCGUGCCCGCAAUCACCAACUCGGCCAGAACAGCAAACCACCAGGACAAGAAGCAGCACCCAUCUCAGGAAAAGCCACCAGUCCUGGCCCCCAGCCCCAGGAACCAGGAACUCAAGAGAAAGUACAAGUCCCAGCAUGACCAAAUGAUCUGCAAGUGCCUCUCUCUGAGCAUCUCUUACGCCGCCACCAUCGGGGGCCUGACCACCAUCAUUGGCACCUCCACCAGCCUCAUUUUCUUGGAACACUUCAAUAACCAGUAUCCAGCAGCAGAAGUGGUCAACUUUGGCACCUGGUUCCUCUUCAGCUUCCCCAUCUCCCUCAUCAUGCUGGUGGUCAGCUGGUUCUGGAUGCACUGGCUGUUCCUGGGCUGCAAUUUUAAAGAGACCUGCUCUCUGAGUAAGAAGAAGAAGACCAAAAGGGAAGAGUUAUCAGAGAAGAGGAUCCAAGAGGAAUAUGAAAAGCUGGGAGCCAUUACCUACCCGGAAAUGGUGACUGGAUUUUUCUUCAUCCUGAUGACGGUGCUGUGGUUUACCCGGGAGCCUGGCUUUGUUCCUGGUUGGGAUUCCUUCUUUGAAAAGAAGGGCUAUCGCACCGACGCCACAGUCUCUGUCUUCCUUGGCUUCCUCCUCUUCCUGAUUCCAGCGAAGAAGCCUUGCUUCGGGAAACAGAACGAUGGGGAGGACCAGGAGCCCUCACUGGGGACGGAGCCCAUCAUCACGUGGAAGGACUUCCAGAAGACCAUGCCCUGGGAGAUUGUCAUUCUGGUGGGAGGAGGCUAUGCUCUGGCUUCUGGCAGCAAGAGCUCCGGCCUUUCCACGUGGAUUGGGCACCAGAUGUUGUCUCUGAGUAGCCUCCCACCGUGGGCUGUCACCCUGCUGGCGUGCAUCCUGGUGUCCAUUGUCACAGAGUUUGUGAGCAACCCGGCCACCAUCACCAUCUUCCUGCCUAUCCUGUGCAGCCUGUCCGAAACGCUGCACAUAAAUCCGCUCUACACCCUGAUCCCAGUCACCAUGUGCAUCUCCUUUGCAGUGAUGCUGCCAGUGGGCAACCCCCCUAACGCCAUCGUCUUCAGCUAUGGGCACUGCCAGAUUAAAGAUAUGGUGAAAGCUGGCCUGGGGGUCAAUGUCAUUGGCCUGGUGAUAGUGAUGGUGGCCAUCAAUACAUGGGGAAUUAGCCUCUUCCACCUGGACACUUUUCCCGCCUGGGCUAAGGUCAGUAACAUCACUGAUCAGGCCUAA
Molecule: messenger RNA, 1881 nt
Organism: Balaenoptera acutorostrata (minke whale)
Lineage: Eukaryota; Metazoa; Chordata; Mammalia; Artiodactyla; Balaenopteridae
Gene: SLC13A4
Product: solute carrier family 13 member 4
Exons: 16
Coding region: 1-1881 (626 amino acids)
Biological process (GO): monoatomic anion transmembrane transport
Cellular component (GO): membrane
Molecular function (GO): transmembrane transporter activity
Source: RefSeq, a predicted model, not a curated record